Molecule: messenger RNA, 1218 nt
Organism: Penicillium salamii
Lineage: Eukaryota; Fungi; Ascomycota; Eurotiomycetes; Eurotiales; Aspergillaceae
Source: the annotation of a GenBank genome assembly
AUGGAACACCGUACAUAUCUUUGGCUGCAUCUAGCCAUUGAUGACAUCCGUACUACCUUGAAGCAUAGCCUUCGGCCCGGAGCGAACUUGAUCACACUGGUGCCGCCUUCUGUGAAUGCAGCAUACGAAAAAAUCCUUUGUCGAGUCCCAGAUAAUGAGAUGGACAUAGUUAAAAAGAUGUUGGGUAUCAUUGUGGCGGCGCGACGUCCCCUGACAAUACAAGAGAUGGCCAUUGCGUUAGGGAUUGCCACCUGCUCAAAGCCGCAAACAACAAAGCAGGCUCGGUUAGAUUCAAGCAAUUUAGAUGAAAAGCUUCGGCAGUUAUGCGGGCUCUUUGUCUUUACCAGCAAAUCCAAAAUCUACCUCAUCCACCAAACAGCCAGAGAGUUUCUCAUCAACAAAGGGGUUGAGCGACCAGAGAGUAUGGUAUGGCAAGAAUGUGUCAAUGAACAAGAUGCCGAUCGAGUCCUUUUGGAAAUUUGUGUGGCAUAUUUACACGAGGAAAUCCAAAAGGAUUUGUGCCAACUCCCCACGGGUGCAGAACAUUGCACUGAAAGUGAUGCCUUUUUGGGGUAUUCCGCAACAUAUUGGAUUGAGCAUAUGCGUAUCACAAGCGGUUUCGAGUCUCGCUUUCUUCGCCUGGCGAGUAGCCUCUGUUGUGUGACACAGACAUCAGUGUGGCUCAGAUCCGUGGAACCACCGUCCCGAUACUACUAUUGCUAUGAACAUGAGCCACUGCCGUUCUUCUGUGCAGCGAGGUGGGAAUUGGACGAUGUCGCAUACUUGCUUCUGGAAGAUUCAAAGAUCCAGAUAACAACCGAGGUUUUGGAAAAAGCUGCAGCUGAUGAGCCUGCAGUCAUGAAAUUUCUUGUGGAAUCACUUCAUCGUGGAGGCAACGAAGUCACGAUCACGGGCAAGGUCUUGGAAUCUGCCGCAGCGAACUGGCGGAGUGGACUGGACAUCAUACAGUACCUUAUAGAUCGAAAGGAUAUCGCACUAAGGAUCACACGAAGGGUCCUAAUAAUGGCCUUGAAGCAUCCUUUUGGGGGCAACAUUUUACACCUUCUACGCCCAAGAAGUUCUCUAAUAAGAAGGAUCCUCCGUAAGAAAAUCCAGAAUCACACCAGCGCACGCCUCAGCGGCAAUACCAAAUGGAACAUAAGAAGGAACAAAGUCAAGCUGAAUAUGAAGGGCAAGCAAACGUGCCGUAGUGAUUAG